AAAAGUGCCGAUCAACGGUGCGAUCUUCCAUCUUUCACUUUUCAACAUUCUGUCGACGUCCCCAUUACAGACACCUGAAAAUAAAUCCAUAGAAUUCAAACACCAACACAAUGAUCACCUGAAACAACCUCUCAAAUUGUAAAUGUAAUCUAACACCAAAUAAAAAUGAAGCUUUCAAUUUGUAUCCUCUUUUUCUCCCUCUAUUUCUUCUCUCUGCUUCCCUUCUCCAUUUCUAGAGGUGCCGAACUCGCCUCUCUUCCUCCGGGUUUGAUCAAUGGUAAUACUACUGAUUAUGAUGUUUCCUGGAGGCGGUUUUUAGCUGACGAUAAUCAAUCUCCAAACAGUGUUGAUAAGGGACGUGGGUAUUUAACCAACUCUGAUCUUGAGAAGGUUGUGAAGGAAUUCGGUAAAAGAUGCAGUAAUAUUUCUAGGAUUUAUAGUAUCGGAAAGAGUGUGAAUGGCAUUCCGCUGUGGGUUAUUGAGAUCUCUGAUAAGCCUGGAGAGGAAGAGCCUGAACCUGCAUUCAAGUAUAUUGGAAAUGUGCAUGGAGAUGAACCUGUAGGUCGUGAACUUUUGAUCCGUCUUGCUAACUGGAUUUGUGAUAACCAUGUGAAGGAUCCGUUGGUCCGAAUGAUAGUAGAAAGUGUUCACCUUCAUAUUCUUCCAUCAAUGAAUCCUGAUGGAUUUUCAUUGAGGAGACGUGGCAAUGCAAACAAUGUCGAUCUAAAUCGAGAUUUUCCUGACCAGUUCUUUCUCAUGAAUAACAACGUAGACGUGCGUCAACCUGAAACAAAAGCAAUUAUGAACUGGUUGAGAGAGAUACAUUUCACAGCAUCUGCCACUUUGCAUGGGGGUGCACUUGUUGCAAAUUAUCCAUGGGAUGGUACAGAGGAUAAACGGAAAUAUUACUAUUCAUGUCCUGAUGAUGACACAUUUCGAUUCAUGGCAAGCAUAUACAGCAAUUCUCAUCAUAACAUGUCUUUGAGCAAAGAAUUUCCUGGGGGAAUUACAAAUGGAGCAUCUUGGUAUCCAAUUUAUGGUGGAAUGCAAGACUGGAACUAUAUACAUGCUGGCUGUUUUGAAUUGACCUUAGAGGUCAGUGACAUCAAAUGGCCUAACGCCGAUGAGCUUCCUAUACUUUGGGAGUACAACAAGAUGAGUUUACUAAACCUUGUUGCUAGUCUUGUCAAGACAGGAAUACAUGGACGUCUCUUUUCAUCUGAUAGAGGGAGGCCACUACCAGGCUCUAUCAUAAUAAAGGGAAUAAAUUAUACGGUUAAAGCUGGCAGAGGAUUAGGUAAUUACCAUCGCUUGCUUACCCCCGGAGAAAGAUAUGAAGUAACGGCCUCAAUGCCUGGGUACAAGUCAAAAACCACAUGCAUCUCGUCGGGAGAAGCUGCCAUGACUUUAGAUUUUAUUCUUGAUCCAGAUGUCACUUCUGAAGGGGCUCGAAAUAGUAUAUACGAAUGCAGUUGCAAGGCCAAGAGUGGACUUGAAGUUUUUGGGGAAGUUCACUUGGAACUGUAUAUUAUUUUGAUUAUCGUCUUAGCAUUUUUGUGCUUUUUAUUAGUAAGGAGAAUGAAACUUAACUUUUUAAAUCAUAGACAGAUACCGAAAAAGUCAAUUCAGGCAUGAGGCAUGGACUUUGAACUUGUAUAAACCUUCCGCUAAAAAAAACUCGUAGAAACUUAAAUUGUAUACAUCACACUAAAAAUAUACACUUUUUCGUCAUUUGCUUA
Mercurialis annua (annual mercury) is the source of this 1739-nucleotide messenger RNA. RefSeq names its product carboxypeptidase SOL1. The record is from RefSeq and is a predicted model, not a curated record. The transcript is spliced from 15 exons. Gene Ontology annotation, molecular function: zinc ion binding; metallocarboxypeptidase activity. NCBI's taxonomy places the organism in Eukaryota, Viridiplantae, Streptophyta, Magnoliopsida, Malpighiales, Euphorbiaceae. The coding region runs from base 166 to 1635 and encodes 489 amino acids. Gene Ontology annotation, biological process: proteolysis.